This is a messenger RNA of Cyanistes caeruleus (blue tit), 320 nucleotides long. Lineage: Eukaryota; Metazoa; Chordata; Aves; Passeriformes; Paridae. The record is from RefSeq and is a predicted model, not a curated record.
UCCAAAUGAACCCAAUUUUGCAAAUAAUGAUGAAAACUGUGUGGUCAUGUAUACCCAUACAGGUACAUGGAAUGAUAUCAACUGUGGCAGUGUUGAGCUAUUCAUCUGUGAAAGGCUUAACAAUACUGUUCGUCCAACUGUUACUCCCACUUCUCCACCACCAAAGGGUGGCUGUAUGGAAGACUGGCACCUCUUUGAUAACAAGUGUUUUAAAGUCUUUGGCUUUAAUGAAAAUGAUACAUUGACAUGGCAUGCUGCACGAAACAACUGCAUUGAUCUUGGAGGAAAUCUGGCUACUAUAUCAAAAAAGGAAGAGCAAG